AUGUUUGUUCUCAUCUGGUCGACUCUGUUUUUCUCUGUGAGAAGCAGCAAUGCUGAUACAGGUGCAUCAGUGGGAGGAAGACAACAAUGUUUACGCUUCCCAUAUGGAUACUGUAUCACUCUGCCUGAAGGAGAAAUAACAGCUGAGGCCGGACUCUGUGUUGUGAUACCGUGCUCUUUCACUACUAGUUAUAGCUUUACACCCCAAAAGCUAGUUUGGUACAAAUGUGAACCAACUGAAGAAAAAUGUAGUGAUUCAGACGUUAUAUUCCACACUAACAAAAACAACAUAAAAAUUCAGUCUGAGUUUAGAGGGCGAGUGUCACAGUUGGAGCCUGAUGUGAGUCAGAGGAACUGCAGCAUCAUCAUCAAUGACCUGAAGGAGUCAGACUCUGGAUCAUAUCAAUUCAGAGUUAAUGGUAUUCUGAAUGGAAGAUCAGAUGGGUUGACAUACCCUCCAAGGGCAACUGUCUCUAUUAAAGCUCUGACUCAGAAGCCCGAGGUGACGAUUCCUCCUCUGACAGAGGGACAGCAGACCACACUGACCUGCACUGCUCCUGGUCUCUGCUCUGGAUCUGAUCCUCAAAUCACCUGGACGUGGAGAGGAGCAGGAGAGAAAGGCUCCCACAUCACAGGAAACAUCACUGAUUUCAAGACUGAGAGUCUGUCCGCUGUCACACAGAAACACAGUUCAAAUUUGACCUUUAACCCUUCAGCUGAACACCACGGCACCAGUGUCACCUGUAAGGUCAGCUUCACAGGAAACGCUGCAACAGAGGAGACAGUGACUCUGAAUGUGACCUAUGUGAAGGAAAUUAGAGUCACUGGGGAUACAAGUGUGAAGGAGGGUGAGACUGUGAAUCUGACCUGCAGUGUUGACAGUUUCCCUCCAUUACUCAUCGUGUGGACUAAACUGUCCGACCUAAACAUUCAAAAUGGAACAGAAACUAAUCUGCACAACGACACAUUAACUGACCUGCAGAACGACACUGAAACUUACCUGCAGCAAGGAAGUGGAGUGGCCACUCUCUCCAUCUCUAAUGUGACAGAAGAUGAAUCUGGGCUGUACAUCUGCACAGCAAAACAUCUGAAUAACAGCUGGAAGAAAAAUGUGAAUGUAACAGUGAUAUAUAUGAGAGAACCUGGGAUCACUGGGGAUACAACUGUUAAGAAGGGAAGUGCUCUGAAUCUGACCUGCAGCCUUGAAAGUUUCCCUCCAUCUCUUAUUACAUGGACUAAACUUGGCCUCAAUACAAACCUGCACAAUGGAACUAACCUGCAGAGCAACACUGGAUCUGCCAGACUUCUCAUCCCUAAUGUGACCGCAGAAGAUUCUGGACAGUACGUCUGUACAGCAAAACACCUGGACACGAAUGUGACUAUUUAUGCUGAUGUGACAGUGACUUGGUUUUCAAAGAUCUCAAAAAACUCUAGAUGUGAGGUUCAGUCGGAGCUCCUGACCUGUGUGUGUAUCACUGAGGGGAUUCCCUUACCCACCAUCAAAUGGCCGCUGUUGAAGAACUACACUGAGUACUCAGUCAUUACCACUGUGACAAACCACACAGUCAACAGCACCGUCAUUCUCACUGUAAAAGAUCCCAGCAACACUGUUGUUGACUGUGUCAGCGGCAAUGAAAAUGGGGAAGCAAAGAUGAACCUCAACAUCCAAAAAAACUCUAUCACACAAGAACCAUCCAAUCCAUUAUUAAAAAGUAUUUCACGGUUGGAAACCAUCAUUGCCUUUUUGAUUGGUGUUCUUCUUUCAGCAAUCAUCUGCUGUUUCGCAAAAAAAUGCCACAGAAAAAAAGCGAACUCUGGAAAUCUGGAUGAGACUGUGGAGAUGGUGACCAGUCAAGAGGAUCCACUGAUACAUGAUGGUCAAGCAGUAGAAGAUGAUCAGACCCACGGCCGAAAGGGAGCUGAAGAUGCAGCUGUGGCAGCAGAGAAAACAGCCCCUGUACUGGACACUGGGCCAAAAGACGUGGAGUACGCCAGCAUUGACUUCUCACUGUUGAAAAGAAGGAGUCUCAGGCAGGCGGCAAAGAAACAAGAGACCGCAGAGACAGAGUAUGCUGAAAUCAAAAAAGAAGUAAAAGAGGAAAGAGAAGACGACGGUGGAGAAGAAGGUGAAAUGUUGGAGGGGAAAGAGGAGAGGGUCAUGAAGGAGGAGGAUGAGGAGACAAAAUGCUGUGUCCCAGGAGAGGAGGAAGGGGAGGACAUGGCGGUGUACUCCAAUGUAAAGGAUAUAAUGGGUGAGAUGUUCUGUGACAGUUCAGUGAGUGUUGAAUCAGUAACUGAUAAGGACAGCUAUAGUUCCUCUCCUACAGGAAAAAAAUGCUGCCAAAAUACUCAUCACUGUAUCCUCAUUCAAGAGACAGAAAUAACAUCAGAGGCUGGACUCUGUGUUGUGAUACCGUGCUCUUUCACUGUUGCUGCUGGUUUUGAUGUCAAAAGUGUAAUUUGGUACAAAUGUGAUCCAGCUGAUAAAAAAGAUUGUAAAUCUGACACACCGAUAUUUAACUCCAGUAACAACGGAAAUGCUCAGUCUGGGUUUAGAGGACAAGUGUCACAGUUGGAGCCUGACAUGAGUCAGAAAAACUGCAGCAUCAUCAUCAAUGACCUGAUGGAGUCAGACUCUGGAUCAUAUCGACUAAGAGUUACCGGUCCCCCGAAUCAGAAGACGGAUGACUGCACAUUCAAUUCUAAAGCAACUAUCAAAGUUACAGCUCUGACUCAGAAGCCCGAGGUGACGAUUCCUCCACUGACAAAGGGACAGCAGACCACACUGACCUGCACUGCUCCUGGUCUCUGCUCUGGAUCUGAUCCUCAAAUCACCUGGACGUGGAGAGGAGCAGGAGAGAACGGCUCCCACAUCACAGGAAACAUCACUGAUUUCAAGACUGAGAAUCUGACCGCUGUCACACAGAGACACAGUUCAACUUUGACCUUUAACGCUUCAACUGAACACCACGGCACCAGUGUCACCUGUAAGGUCAGCUUCACAGGAAACGCUACAACAGAGGAGACAGUGACUCUGACCUUUGUGGAGAAAUCUGCAGUCACUGGAAUGACACCUAAUACAACGGGCAAAGUCAUCACCACGGUGACAGGGCAUGAAAACAACCCCACCACCAUCCUUACUGUAAAAGGUCACAACAGCACUGUUGCUAAGUGUGUCAGCGGCAAUGAAAACAAGACAGCAAAGGAGAACUGCACAAAGCCAACAGCUGAUUCGAAACAAUCUGAUCUACUCACAAAAUUGCUGGGAAUUGUUAAACAGCCACAAGUCAUCAUUGCAUUUUUGAUUGGGAUACUUCUUUCGGCGACCAUCUGCUGUUUGAUUGGAAUAUGCAAAAGAAAAAAACAGAGGGGAUCUGGGAAUCUGGCUGAGAACCUGGAGAUGGUGACCACUCAAGCGGUUCCACUGAUCGAUGAUGGUCAAGCUGUGAACGAUGAUGAUUGGACCCAUGACCUAGAGGCAGCUGAAGGAGGAGCUAGUGCCAUGGAACCAAAAGAGGUGGAGUACUCCAACAUUGACUUCUCUGUGCUGAAACAGAGGAGUCCCUCAGAGGCCGAGACACAAGACCCUGGAGAGACAGAGUAUGCUGAAAUCAAGAAAGAACCACCAGUGGAGGGACAAGACAAUGCUGGCGAUGAAAGUGUAGUGUUGGAGGGCAACAAAGAGGAGGAAGCAAUGAUAGGGGUAAAUAAGGGGACGGAACAGUUUAUGCCAGCAAAGGAGGAGGGAAAUGAGGAUGUGGCGCUGUAUUCUAGUGUGAAUAAAACAAUGGUUGAGACGGGAUGAGUGUGUAGCUUGGUGGAGCCCCAUUAAACAGAGGAGAGUGUAUGAGAGCAACAUGGGGAGUUGAUGUAGUGCAGAAAUUCAUGUUCAGAUAUGAUGAGACGGAUAUAAGAUAUAUUUUUUUCAUAUGUAGAUUUACUUUUACUGAAAGGAAAGCAUGUAUGUAACAAUAUCAAGUGACACAUAUUUCAUGUACAAACAUAUUAAUCCAUACAAAGGCAUCUUAACAUGACAGAUCCCCCAUCAAGCCACUCUGUGUGUAAAUACUCAAAACAUGAGGCUGGUGGGAAAAAUAAAAAGCUAUUGAAUAAAAUGUCACUUUAAGGAUAUAUUUUUACACUUUGCUUUAGAAUUGUUUACAUGCAAACAAGCUUUGAUGUCUCUCACAGGAUUCAUGGAUCAGGGAGAAUCAACAGUUUUACGCGGCAGUUAAGCUUUUCAUUACUUUUACAAAAUAUCUAUUAUUAAGAAAUAAAUGCAGAUGAAUUUACUUUUAAAUAAGUCAGAGUGAGAGUUAAUGUGUGUCAAGAUAUCUAAGUAGCUUAUUGAACAGAAUUUCAUGUUCAAAUAUUGUGUGUUGUUGUUUUUUAUUAUCUUUUUGUACAUAAUUUGACUGAACUGUUCAUGUUCAUGUAAAAGUUGACCAUGUCCAGUGUACUUGACACUGAAACUUAAGUAACUCAUGUUGGUCAAAUCAGUGCAUUGCAUGCUCAAUGAUGUCAUCAGUAUAAGUGUGAAAAUGAGGCAAAUUGUAAAGUGCUAUGAAUUGCCAUACAUAUUGGAAGUAGGUGAAGUUGUGCCUGAAAUCCUUUUUCUGAUUGAAGUGCUUAAUAAAUUCAGUAAACUUAUUUGAAAGUUU
This is a messenger RNA of Seriola dumerili (greater amberjack), 4660 nucleotides long. RefSeq lists its product as uncharacterized. Bases 1 to 3804 code for a protein of 1267 amino acids. NCBI's taxonomy places the organism in Eukaryota, Metazoa, Chordata, Actinopteri, Carangiformes, Carangidae. The record is from RefSeq and is a predicted model, not a curated record. The transcript has 16 exons.